This is a messenger RNA of Cucumis sativus (cucumber), 2454 nucleotides long. Its product is annotated as DEAD-box ATP-dependent RNA helicase 50. The transcript is spliced from 8 exons. Gene Ontology annotation, molecular function: ATP binding; nucleic acid binding; RNA helicase activity. Lineage: Eukaryota; Viridiplantae; Streptophyta; Magnoliopsida; Cucurbitales; Cucurbitaceae. The record is from RefSeq and is a predicted model, not a curated record. The coding region runs from base 193 to 2139 and encodes 648 amino acids.
UUUUGCAAUAUCUGAGAUAUCCUCUUCUAACUUCUCACCGGCAGCUAGAAGUUCAUUCCAUUUUGCUUCUUUGAGUUUCAGAUUAUCUUGCAAUUCCAUUGUUGUUUCCAAAUUUCCAAUCCAAACCCCAUUUCAAGAAGAAGAUAUACAGUGUAUAUAUUAAAUCCACCGUCUCUCCGCUGCUCGCCGGCAAUGGCCAGAGUUCCCAUCCAUACUCCGGCCAACUUUCUGACCUCUCGGACCCUCGAAUCGUGCUACUUAGGACGCCAAUGCCUCUGCUCGCCGUUUCUGAGCCAGUCUAUACGCCCAGUUUCUACAAACAAGUUAGUGAGUGUUGGUGGUUGUGUAGUUGCUGGUUAUGCUCGUAAAUCGGUGGAUUCUGCUGGAGUUUACCAGCUUACUGACGAGGAUGACUUUACUGUUACUUCCUCGGAGGAAUUGCGUUACGAUGGAGAUGAGACUGUUGAUGAUGAAGAUACUAAGACUUCAGGAAUGCGUAAAAGGAUUUCUAUUGGAAGCUUUGGAAGAUUGAAAACUCAGAAAGUUAAGGCAAUAGUGACGAAAGGUUCAAGGACAAACGAAGAAUUAAGAAAUGAUGUCCGUAAACCAACUCCUGAAGAUGGGUCACCUCAUAUAUCUGAUUAUCCACGCUCUAAAGUUAAAACUAUGGGAGAAAAGAAGAGGAUAAAUGCCUUGAGAAAUGUAGAAAAAAAUUCAAGACCAUCUGAACUACAAGAUAGAGAAAGACAUCAAACAACUGCCCCCAAUUUAUCAAGAUCUGAGCCAUUAGUUUCGUCAGGUUCUGGUUCUUACUUCCGAGGAUGGGGGUCUAGGGGGCCCUAUGGUUCUGAAUAUGAACCAACUGAGCAUAAACAACAGAAAAUUUCCUCCGAGAAGGGCUUUUAUAGCCGAAAGUCAUUUAAAGAACUUGGGUGCUCUGAAUACAUGAUUGAAUCAUUGAGGAGGCAGAAUUUCGUUAGGCCAUCACAGAUUCAGGCCAAGGCAUUUUCAUCAGUCAUUGAUGGAAAGAGUUGUAUAAUUUCUGAUCAAAGUGGAUCUGGUAAGACAUUAGCAUAUCUUGUACCAUUGAUCCAGCGUCUGAGACAGGAAGAACUUGAAGGACAUCAAAAAUCUUCUUCAAAAAGUCCCCAAAUUGUUAUCAUUGUGCCAACUGCAGAAUUGGCUUCUCAGGUUUUGAGUAAUUGCCGAUCCAUUUCAAAAUUUGGGGUGCCAUUUAGGUCUAUGGUCGUGACAGGCGGUUUCCGGCAGAAAACUCAACUUGAUAAUCUACAAGAAGGUGUUGAUGUUCUAAUAGCAACUCCUGGUCGUUUGAUGCUUCUAAUAAAUGAAGGCUUCUUGCUGUUAUCAAAUCUAAGAUGUGCUGUAAUGGACGAGGUAGAUAUCCUUUUCAAUGAUGAGGACUUUGAAGUUGCAUUGCGGUCUUUAAUGAAAUCUGCACCUGUUAACACUCAAUAUCUGUUUGUGACUGCAACGUUACCAGUUGACAUAUAUAAUACAUUAGUAGAAAACUUUCCUGAUUGUGAAGUGAUCAUGGGACCUGGAGUUCACCGAAUAAGUCCUAGCCUCGAGGAGGUUCUUGUAGAUUGUAGUGGUGAAGAUGAGCAGCACAAAACACCGGAUGCUGCUUUCUCGAAUAAGAAAGAUGCCCUCUUGCAGAUUGCAGAAGGAACUCCAGUCUUGAAAACUAUUGUUUUCUGUAACAAGAUUGAGACAUGUAGAAAAGUUGAAAAUGCAUUGCAGCGUUUUGAUAAAAAAGGUAGCCGCUUGCAAGUUUUUCCAUUUCAUGCUGCCCUAGCAAGAGAGUCACGGCUGGCAAAUAUGGAGGCAUUUACCAAUUCUCAUUCUAACCAAGUAUCCAAGUUCUUGGUUUGCACUGAUAGGGCAUCACGUGGAAUUGAUUUUCCAAAUGUGGAUCACGUCAUACUCUUUGACUUCCCUCGUGAUCCUAGCGAGUAUGUCCGCCGUGUUGGGAGAACUGCCAGAGGUGCUACAGGAAAAGGAAAAGCAUUCAUCUUCGUGGUCGGCAAGCAGGUGUCCCUUGCACGGAGGAUAAUUGAAAGAAACAGGAAAGGCCACCCAUUGCACGAUGUGCCAUCUGCUUAUGAGCUUACGUACUAAAUAAUGGCUUGCCAGAAGAAAAGCAGCAGAUGACACUACUGGAAGAAUUAGUUGAAUUUACAAGAUGGAAAUUGAGCUUCAAUGGAAUGCAGUUGUCUCCUCUGCUAUUCGAUAAUGAGGUUUUUUCUCCUCUCUAUUUCUCUCAUACUAAUCUCUCUCUGAAUGUGUUUAAGUGUUUAGCAAAUGCAUUAUUAAAUUUCUGUUAUAGCCAGCUUAAUCGUAUUUCAGCCGAUGGAUUGUUCUAACUGAUUGUUACAAGUAAUUCAUUCUGCUUCAAUAAUUUUGAUAAAAUGCUCCAAAUGGUUCUUUCAUAAA